Messenger RNA from Hordeum vulgare subsp. vulgare (domesticated barley), 775 nucleotides. RefSeq lists its product as uncharacterized. The transcript has 4 exons. Bases 20 to 691 code for a protein of 223 amino acids. The record is from RefSeq and is a predicted model, not a curated record. NCBI's taxonomy places the organism in Eukaryota, Viridiplantae, Streptophyta, Magnoliopsida, Poales, Poaceae.
GUAUAUACUAACGAAACCAAUGUCGGCUGACUGGUGGCGGCGGCUGCCAGAGCUCGUGAUCCGGCUCGAGGAAAUCUUGUUUAGGAAACACCGAAACAAGACGGAGUACUUCAAUAUGGCGAAGGGGUCAAUUCAGCCGUACUUGCACUUUGCUCUCCGGGCAUUGAAUGCUCAUCAGAACCAAAAACAGCAACAAAGACAGCAAUCGUCAGUACAGACAGCAUCUUCCCCUGGCUGUAUCACCCAAGGUGCAAGUGGAACUUCUGGAAUGUCUUAUGUAACAUACAACAUGGAUCUUUCAUCUUCAGCAGGCUUGGUUCCACAGAAUGCCACCAUGGGUACCUCGCUGCCAGGGGGAGCUCCUGAUAACCAUGUGAACACAAUGCUGACUCUGGGGAUAAACCCUACACAACAUGAUUGUUCUACAGAGUCCAACAACAACAAUGACAAGCUCGCCAAGGUGGCGGAGGCACACGCGGCGCCUCUUAUAAAGGAUCUCCCAAGGGAACCGAAAUUCAGCUGCCCAGUCUGCAUGAACGAGCUGGUCGAUGCGUCAUCAACUAUCUGCGGCCACAUCUUCUGCCAGAAGUGCAUCGAGGCCUCCAUCAAGGCACAGAAGAAAUGCCCUACCUGUCGUAGGAAACUGACCAUGAGAAGUUUCCACCGCGUCUACCUCCCGAUGAUGGACUGAACUGAUCCUGGCAUUCUGGGUGUGCGGAGCAUCGGCACACAAACCAUUGUCCUCAGUCCUCACUAGCCUUUUGGUGAUUAAUUC